This is a messenger RNA of Colletotrichum graminicola M1.001, 759 nucleotides long. RefSeq lists its product as uncharacterized. The record is from RefSeq and is a predicted model, not a curated record. Lineage: Eukaryota; Fungi; Ascomycota; Sordariomycetes; Glomerellales; Glomerellaceae. The transcript is spliced from 3 exons. The coding region runs from base 1 to 759 and encodes 252 amino acids.
AUGAGCAGAUCAGUUCCGGGCAAAAAAGAAGACCCCGGCGUCCCCUGCUCGGCCUUGAUCCUAGACGCUAUACCCAUCAGCUGCCAGGACACGCUGGGACUGAUCCGUGCCGACGUCGUAGCGUGGGACGCAGACACGCUCGCGGACGAGGCCUUCGCCCAGGCCGUGGUGAUGGACGUGCUCAACCCCUUGUCCUGGCUCAUCAGCACCGGUAUCGUUAGAGAAGGAAAUUCGACGGCGUAUUACGAAGCAUCGAGCCGCACAUAUAUCAUCGGCACUGUCUUCGGUUACAGCCCGAGCCUCGCAGAUAGCCAGAGGCAGACGCCCAAGCUGUCCCUCGCUUGUCUCCGACCUGAGUGGGUGCCUCCCACCACGCCUGACACCACAUCUACGAGUUUGACCCCGUAUGUUUACCAGACGCAAACUUCGGUCGUCGCCACUGCUUCCGAGGCGUCUACGACGUCGUCCAUGCCGCCACCCGCCACUAGCUCUGGACCUAGUUGUAUCUCGGGCGGUGCGUCUCCGAACAGGGCGACGGGGGAUAUUCAGGAGUUAUGCAGCUUCGGCUGCGAGUACGGGCACUGCCCGCCUACGGCUUGUCAGUGCUUAGAGUACUCUGUCACGCCGAAGACUGCCCCUGAAGCCGACGGGGCGGAUGGGUGUCCUCUUGAAGGCGUCAUGGACGAUGACCUAGCUCACCUAUGUAGCUUUGCCUGCAAGCGCGGCAAUUGCCCGGAGUCAACAUGCCGUGCUUGCUAA